UCCAACUCCCAAGCUUUUGGGCCGGCAUCAUCGAUCGAGCAUAGGCUAGAAAUUAUGGAGAACAAGAUGGACGACAUGGGAAGGCAACAGGAAAAAUGUUUGCUUCUUCUUGCACAAGCAAAUGCCAAAAUCGAUUCCCUUUCAUCGGCAUUGGAGAAAAAGCAAACCGGAGAGGAACCUGAAAAAUCGCUCGAGUUGACGUUGACGCUGAACCCGGUCAAAAGUUUGGAAGACUUGGAAGCCUCUGAGGAGCUAUGCAAGGAUGAUUGCUAUGUCGAAAAAGUCGUUCGUUCGAUGGGACAAAUUCACGGAACAAACCGCUUCAAAAACGAUGAAAUGAUCGAUUAUUUUGUUGAUAGGCGAUUUUUCCGCCACUAUUCCUGGACUGGCAUAAGCAAAACAUUUGAUGAGAACCAGCAGUUGGUGCGAAAAAUUGCAUUUUCCAAAUAUGACAGGUACAUAAACCUCUUCUACAGGGUUAUUCGUAAUGCAAAUGAGGAUUUCACUAAGAAUGACUGUAAUAAGUUUCUGAAACAGUGCCUAAGAAAUUCAAAGCAACGUUUGGAUGAUACGAAGAUGCUGAGAUUGCCGGCAGCCAGGAACAGACGCAAAGCUCUCCCCAACCAUUCUGAGCACAAAAUUGAAUACCUCGAUGAGGUAAUCGACCAAGGACAACUAUGA
This is a messenger RNA of Ochlerotatus camptorhynchus, 681 nucleotides long. RefSeq lists its product as uncharacterized. The coding region runs from base 55 to 681 and encodes 208 amino acids. Lineage: Eukaryota; Metazoa; Arthropoda; Insecta; Diptera; Culicidae. The record is from RefSeq and is a predicted model, not a curated record. The transcript has a single exon.